ACAGUGUCGGUCUUACUAUUGUUUUAAUCAGGACUUUUAAGUGACUCAAGUCUGUGUCUCUUGUGGUUUAACAGUCGCUGAAUGAAAAGACAGACAAAGCAUCGAUGGACAAACUGACUCACAGAUUAUAUCCGUCACUGCCAAACAUCGACAGUUAUGACCGGUGUGUUGGCGAGAAGCUUCCUGCAGCAGCUGAUCUUCGUCCUGAGAGGCUGCAGGAGGACACACAGCUGGAAGCGUGCGGUGCGGAUAGCGACCGCAGACUGAAAGCACAGAUUCUGAUCUUGGUGGAGCAGAGGAGAGAGCUCAUUUCUAUUAACGACAAAUGGGCAAAAGAAUAUCAGACCAUGGUGCGGUUCUACAGAGAGAAGGUCCGACAUUUAAAACCAUUGCUGCAACAAAACCACAGUCACUUUGAAGAAGGCAUGUGUGAGGAAGGAGAGAAACACGUCAAUUUAUGUAAAAAACUAAAACUCAAGACGCCCGAUGACAACGACAAGAAAUCGACGUGCGACGAUGGUGACGUCAACUCUGAGCUGCUGAAAGUGGAAAAGGAGGCGCGUGAGCUGCGAGGGCAGAACAGCACGCUGACCAGAAGGGGGCAGCAUCAGCACGAGGAGAUCAAGCGAUUAAAUAAGGCUCUAGAGGAGGCUCUUCAGACGACUGCACCUCAGGGAGGAAGCAGUGAAACAACCCAGGACCUGUGGAAACAUCAGGCUGAGGUUUACAGGGAAGACUUUCUGACGGAGCGGAAGGACAGAGAGAAGCUGAAAGAAAAAUAUCUGGAGCUGGAGAAUCGGUUUAGAAAAGUUCGCACUGAGCUGCGUGUCCUUAAAUCUCAGGUGACUUGGAGUCCGCCACUGCAGCCUGUUCUUGAACGCGUCUGCUCAAAUCGAGUCAUAUGUCCAAACCAGCCCCUGAACCAGAAGCACGUGCAGAUUCAAAGGCGACAGCUAUCUUGAAAAAGACUUGACUCUUUUUGUGUGAUCACGUUUUUCUGCACUUUAAGGGGGAGGAUGGCUGAGAAUGUGGGAGUUUACCCAUAAUGGCAUCAUGAUGACGCCUGUUCACCAGUCUGGGGAUUCAUUCUGUGAUCUGUUUGGUGAAGGAGGAAAUAAAAAAUUUCCCAAGAGGAGAAAUAGCAGCAGAGAGCAAUAUAAACUCCUCAGAGCGUGAGAAGUCAGUUACACAUUGGCUCUGUUGUGUAACAAAUAAGGAGGAAGUUCCCAAGGUGCAGCAGUUGAAGUGUUUAUUUACAAAGAAAACUAACUUCAAGUAAACAUGGUAAUCAGUGGUGUCUCGAAUGUAUAAACCCUGAGUUUACACAGUUCCUCCUCCUUUUGAGACACGUCCUCAGGGAGAUAUCAGUUAUUGCACAAACCAAACACUAUUGACAAGGAUGUUCACACACACACACACACACAGCUGUGAAAAGUGAAAGUAAUUUAAGUAUAUGCAAAGUAUUCACCUGGGUUGUGUUUCCAGCCAGUUCCUGUUUAUCCAUGUUGAUUCAGUAUUAGUACAUUUGCACCUGAAAUGAAAUGGUCAGAGAAGAAUAAAUUACUUUGACGGU
Molecule: messenger RNA, 1573 nt
Organism: Paralichthys olivaceus (Japanese flounder)
Lineage: Eukaryota; Metazoa; Chordata; Actinopteri; Pleuronectiformes; Paralichthyidae
Source: RefSeq, a predicted model, not a curated record